Megachile rotundata (alfalfa leafcutting bee) is the source of this 3608-nucleotide messenger RNA. Its product is annotated as targeting protein for Xklp2-A. The record is from RefSeq and is a predicted model, not a curated record. Gene Ontology annotation, cellular component: microtubule; spindle. Lineage: Eukaryota; Metazoa; Arthropoda; Insecta; Hymenoptera; Megachilidae. Gene Ontology annotation, biological process: regulation of mitotic spindle organization; activation of protein kinase activity.
CGAUUUGAAUUUCGCGCCAUAUGAUUUGAAUUUCGCGCCAUACUAUUUGAAGUUCGCACAAUGCAAAUUUUGUGGUUAUUCCUGUAAACACUAUCAUUUUAACAUUUGUACCAUUAGUUUUGCAAAUUGGGGUGUAUUUUUUAAUACGACCUUAUUCACACCUGAGCAAUGAAAGAUUUUAAAACGAAGAGUCUUCCAAAAUAUCUUAAUUUUCAAAGAACAAGUUUAUUGCAAUGUAAAUUUAGCUUUCUCUGGGAAUAAAGAAAGAACUCACUUUGCAGUGAGGUGUGCUAUGAUCCAGAGGAGCAGAAGUUUUAGCAGAGUGACUUUUAUAUUGAACUUUAACUGUUUGUUUGGUUCUGUGUGUUAAUGUUUAUGAAUGUUUACAUAAAUAUGCAAUUUAAAUUCAGUACAAUAAGUUGUUAUAUUUAAAAAAUACGGACAGUUCAUUUUUUGAAUCUCACAACACUAUGGCCAUCUGGUGAUAGAAAGUAGGAAUUAAUAAAACUAUAUUUUGAAUACUCCUUUCAUAUUUAAUUUUAUCAAAUUAAUAACACUUAUCAAGCGUUGUACAAUCACAUUAUAUUAUUAUUUGUUGUGUUUAUUUAUUAUACAAUGACAUUGAUGAUAACUGUAUCAUCAGCCUAGGGAAAUUCUUACUUAUGAUGGUGGCUUUUCUCCAACUUCUGUAUUGCCUCCCGGUUAUAUACAUGGUGGAGAAAAUAAACGAACAGGAAUAUGUUAAGUGAUUUAAAUAUAUUUCUAUGUAUUUAUGCACAAAAUUAAGAAAGGAUUGGACCUCAUUCUUUACGAUUAUUCCUUCGAUGCUUAGAUAUAUAAAAAGAACAAACUGCAAUUAACAAUUAGGGAUCGCAAAAGCUUUUGUCCGCUGUAUAUAUAGUUUUCGUGACAUGAUCAUCACAACUGCGCAUACGCUUUUUCAUAGAGUAUAAAAUAUAUACAAACGAAACUCGAGAUACACGGAAAGAACGUAUUAGUGCAAUCUAUCGGGAAGUGGGGUCAUAUUAUAUAUACAUAUAAUUGCAUAGAGAUAUUUCAUUUUUAUGUUCUGCCUUCCGUACUUUUCAACCAAUCAAGCAAAUGCUUCAAAAAUUUCAAACUUGAAUUCGUCAACGGAAAUAUUUACCGACCGUGAGCUUUUCUGCCUCUGAAGAAGAAAAAUAUUGAGUAAACAAGAUAUUCUUUCUUAAAUAAACGUUUAAAAUAUCUACGAAAUAACUUAUUAUGUUUGGACAUUAUUCGCCGUACGACAGCUUGCUGUAAUUUCAUUUAUUUAAGCAAUUAAAUAAUAAUUUUUUAAUAUGAUGGACAACUGUUGUGCUCCACAAUGGGCAGAUUUAACCCGUAGCCCACAAGUACUCUCUGACAAUUACUUUGAAGUAGAGCAUGAAGUGCAUAAACCACUUAUUAAUUUUCAGUCGCCUCCACAGUUGAGUGUGUCACACAGCAAAAAAAGUGUGACAGAAGUUUCAGUAUCUGAAACAAACUUCGAGGAUAGUUUAGAACCAGUUAAAGAUACGUGUACCAAUGUAGCAUUCUUUAUACCACAUACCAAUAAAAAGCAGAUGGAUGAAGAAAAGGAUCUAAAUAGUACAUCAGUAAGUUUGAAACCAGAUAAAAAGCCCAAUAAAAACCAUCAGGUAUGGACUAUAUCUACAACUGAACUGACAUCGACAUAUAAAAAAUCAAUGGUGGAUAAUAAAAUUAAAACAACAGUCCCAGAAAAAAUUAAAAAUGGUAUUCAUAUGUCAGAUUUGAAAUGUCAAGUUCUAAUUAAAUCUGCCCUAAAAAAUAGUGAGAAAAUCAGUGUUGAUGUUAAGAAAAAUAAUGUACAAUCUACUGCUUUGACAAAAGAUAAAAGUGAUUUAAAGAGCAAUCGUGAUUCUAAAUGUACUGAAAGCAAUGAUCCAGUAGAGAGAUUAUCUGGCAAAAUGUUAUCGUUUCAAAAGAGACAAUUCAAUACAUUUAAAGGGAAGCGACGCUCAUUGAGUAAACCGUAUCCUAGAGUGCUUACUUGUCAAUAUCGUAGACAAAGUCUGAUGAAGUAUAAACGAUGUUCCAAUCAGUUUAUAAGUUUAGCUGAGGCAGUUUCCAAAUUUCAAAAUGGGACACCACAGAGAUUUCGUACUAUCAGUAAUAAAAAUUUGAAGGCAGGCUUCUUAAUGAAAUUGAAGCAACAUCCAUUAAAACUGACCCAUCCAAUUUCUCCACCAUUGAGAAGUAAGAGAAGAGCAAGAGCGCCCACUAUUUUAAAUCAACAAGAGCGCGAGAACUUAGAGUUGGAAGAGAUGAAAAAGCAUCAGAUCAAAGCAAAUCCUGUCCCAGUUAAUAUUUUGAAAGCUCCUUGUGUACUGAAAAAGGUUGCAAAAAAGCCGCCUACUGUUACAGAAGAAUUUCGUUUAACGCAGAACAGGAAAACGCGACAUACCAUAGGGUCACAUUUGAACUCACAAUCUGCUACUCAUAAUAAGGAAAAUAAUUGCAAAAAUUCUGCACCAAUUACUCGUUCUACUAGCGCUACAAAUGUUGCUGUUAAGAAAGAUAAUGCUUGUACUGGGGCUUCUAGCAAGGAUGUAAAGCAUGCUACAAACACUUUACCAAGCAGUUUUAUAACACGCAAUAAACAGUAUGAAAUGAAGAAGGAAGAGAAAUUAAAGAAUUUGCAUGUUCAAGAGACUAACAAAAUUAAGACCGAAUUUCAUGCAAGGCCUGCCCCCAAAUUUACAAAAAUAACAAAUACAGUUAAAGAACAGAGUGAAAAGAAACGAAUAGUUCCAUGUCCGUUUAGUUUUGCGGAGAGAGAUAAAUCACUUGCUAAAAAGAAAGAAGAACUUGUUAAAAAUAUGCAGGGACAAAACAAAGAAAUUCCUGCGUUUCAUGCCAAUCCUGCACCGAUUUUUAAACCUGUACUGGUACAUGGUUUGUCUAAAGAAAAUAUUCAGGGCAAGGAAAAAGGUACAAGCAAUUUAAAAAAACUGAUAACCAAGCAAACUAAAAGUUGCGUUGAUCAGGAAAACAAACAACCUAAUGUAAUUACUACUACUACUUCUGUUAACGCAAAAAAAAAAGAUGUAAAACAAUAUGUUCAUGAAUCUGAUAAAAAACAAGCUAUAAACACUAUAAAACGAAGCAGUGCUGUACAUGUUAAAAAUGAAAAGCCAAAAAUUAUUCAAAGAACGAAGUUUGAAUUAAAUACCGAUAAAAGAGCAAAAGAACGAAAUGAGUUUGACGAGAAAUUGAAGAAAAAGGAGCAGGAACUAAAAGCGAAGAAAGAAGAGGAAGAAAAGAGCAAAUUAUUGAAAGAAAAAAUGGAACGGGCCGAACUACGCAAAAUGACGGAAAUAAAAGCCAAACCAAUGCCAGUAUAUAAGCCCUUAAACAUUUUAAAAUCAACUAAACUUCCAGUCAGUCCACGAGGUCCUGCGUGUGCAAAUAGAAACAAACUAAGGAGUGUUUCUUAAUUUUAAGUAUUUUUUGAGUUAAUUUCAAGUACUUGGUAAUUGCAUUAAUUAUAUGUAGCUAUUUAGUGAAACAAAUAUGAUACUAUGUCAAUUAUAUCACAGAAAUAUAGUAAAUACUUUAACAUU